Messenger RNA from Trematomus bernacchii (emerald rockcod), 5291 nucleotides. It is a transcript of the gene slx4, whose product is annotated as SLX4 structure-specific endonuclease subunit homolog (S. cerevisiae). The coding region runs from base 283 to 5172 and encodes 1629 amino acids. Gene Ontology annotation, molecular function: enzyme binding. NCBI's taxonomy places the organism in Eukaryota, Metazoa, Chordata, Actinopteri, Perciformes, Nototheniidae. Gene Ontology annotation, biological process: resolution of meiotic recombination intermediates; meiotic DNA double-strand break processing; DNA replication. The transcript is spliced from 13 exons. The record is from RefSeq and is a predicted model, not a curated record. Gene Ontology annotation, cellular component: Slx1-Slx4 complex; nucleus.
UUGAGUAACUCCUUUUGAAAUGAAAACAAACCACUUUAGCGGCCUUUUGACUGUUCUUAUUGCAAUAUAAUUGACACAUAAUGCCGCAGAUAUUUUAAAAAUAAACUAGAAUCGCUAUUUCUACACUGGUGAAUAAACAGUGAUAAGGCGGAAAGCUAAAACUAAAGAGAAAAUGCAUCAAACCUGUGUGAGGAUACAGGGUUAGCAUAAACAGUUAGCUAACGUUAGCUGGUAACAGGACAUGCAGGGAUGGACUUCUAAUGUGAGACAAAGUGCUCCAUCAUGGAUGACUCGGACCAGGACUUUGUGGACCUUUGCUCUAAGCUUCUAAAACGAGUCCGCAAGAAACCAGGUGAGUCCAAACAGCCAAAGAGAGCAGAGCACCAGCCCUCCUGUCAGGCAAGCGAUGGAGACAAGAGGAGAAGAAAUACCAGGAGAGAUGUUGCUGACUCUGGGUCUGUUAGUACUGCUGCUGCGGACGGAGAACAGCCUGUGGUGGGUGGAGGAACUGGGCAUGAUGCAGGAGGGGCUGAGGUGUUAGCUGUACCUUCAGCAGCAGCAAGACAGAGAGCAGAGAUAGGUUUGACUGCCAAAGAUAAAGUCCUCCACAGGAUGCAACAGUUCAAGAGAGCCAGUCCACAGAAGAUUGUGUACGAGGACAAGAGCCAGCCCUCCCAUCAGGAGACUGAGCCUCCCCCACCUCUGGCACCGAGACAAGGACCUCCAGAGUCCUCCAGCUCCCCCCUCCCUCCGGACCCCCAGGAUGGUGACGAGGCUCUGGCCCUGCGGCUGCAGCAGGAGCUGGACAGGGAGGCAGCAGGGGUCCAGAGUGUGGACCUGGAGGAGGGGGGGCUCUUCUUCUGUCAGAUCUGCCACAGAGAUCUGUCACACAUGACCCCAGAGGGACGAACGCAGCAUCUCAACAGGUGUUUGGAUCAGAGUGAAGAGAGCGCCCCUGCUCCCCCUCCCCCGCCUCCUGGGCUCCCCGACUGUCCCAUCUGUGGAAAGAAGUUCAAGUCCCAGAAGAGUCGCUCGGCCCACCUGAAGCGCUGCUCCUCAGAUAUGGGGGUCGCUCCGGCGGUGCUGCUGCAGGCGCUGCACAGACAGACUGAGGAGACCCCGAAUGUCCCCGCCACCAACACACUAACAGAGACUGGUGGCAAUAAAAGAAAAGGCCCCUCCAUCCCGAGCCUCCGACCGAGGAAGAAGUCCAGGAAGAAGACGGCUCCUCUGGAUGAAGACACCCUGGUGGCCCUGGCUCUGUCCUCCUCUCUGCUGGAGCAGGAGCAGCGGAGUGAGAGGGAGACGGAGAGGCUUCUACAAACAGCUGCCCCCAACACCUCCAUGACUGCAGCGCUGAAGUGGAGGCCAGACAAGGGUAAGGGCCGUGGAAAGAGGAGAAAGGGAGGAGUCCCCCGCCCCCCCCCGCUCCUCCUGGUGCAGGAUGCCCAGGCGGCUCUGACCAGGCUGCAGGAACGCGUCUCUGCUCUGCUCCUACGCAGCCGCCCCCCCUCGCCCCCCACCCCCACCCGCCCCCCCAGCAGCCUGCCUGGCUGGAGCGGGGCGGCCCCUCUCUGGCAGAGGAGCUCCCUGCUGGACGGAGCCUCCACCUGUGAGGCUGACUUCUACACCCCCGAGCUCAGAGAGUUCAUCACCCCCUGGGACCCGGCGAAGAAGGAUGCAGCCUCCUCCAGCACCAUAACCAGGCCUAUCACUCCUGUUCUGCCUGUGAGUGAAGGAGCUCCUGUCACAGGGACUGGGGUCUCCAUUCUUCCAGCCUGCACCCCCCAGACGGCCCCCUCCACCCCGGGGGCGGGGCAGCUUCCAGCAGGCAGCCAGGCUGUCCUGAUGGAGCUGAUGGAGCUGGCCGAAGACGGCGUGACCCUCACUCAGUAUGGUCGCACCGCCCCAGGCCCGGACAAAGAUAAGAGCGGCAGUCAGAUCACGACCCUCCGUCUGAGCGGCUUCGUCCUGGAGGAGCCUGAGGAGCCGGCUGACCUCGGUGUGAGCGGCUUCCUGCCAGAAACUGCACACACACAUCCAGACGCUCACAGCCGAGCGAGGAGGAGAACAGAUCCUCCAGGGGCCGAUCAGGAGCGCCAAACAGCAGCACAGAGCAGACUGACCUCAGAUCUGAGCAGCAUGGUGAACAACCCUCAGCUCAGCGACCUGCAGCUGCAGGUGGACAGCGGAGACGUCUUCUUCGCUCAUUCCUUCAUGGUGUACGCUCGAUGCCCCCUGCUGGCUGAAAUGGUACAUGAAAGUGGUUUUGGGGUGCAGGAGGAGGGGUCUCCUGCAGCUCAGAGGGUUCUGGUGAACGACGUCCCGGGACAGGCCGUGUUAGCUCUGCUGCAGUACCUCUACACCGCCCGCUGCUCCAUCCCACCGGCCCUUCAGCCUCAUGUCCUGGAGCUAGCAUCCAGGUUUGACCUGCAGGAGCUCCAGCAGCUAUGUGAGCCGGAGGGCUUCCUGAACCAGGAGGAGGACGCCAGCGAUCAGAUGCAGCAGACCCUCGGCGAGCUGCUGCGCUCCAUGUGGGACGAAGAGGAGGACGAGGGCGGGGACACAGACGGAGGAAGGGAGGAAGAGCGAGAACUGGAAGACGAUCAUCAAGCCGAGGACCUCGCAUCGGCUGACAGAGAAGAGGAGAAGGUGAACGAGGAAGAGCUGGAGGAGAUCUAUGAGUUUGCAGCAACGCAGAGAAAAAGGGAGGAGGAAGACAGCAUAGAGGAGGAAGAGGAGGAAGAGGAGGAAGAGGAGGAAGAGGAGGAGGAGAAGGUAGAAGAGGAAGAAGGUGGAGAUGACGUUUUCGCUGAACUGACAGAACCUGAAAAAAGCUCAGCGGGCUUCAACGAAAAAGAGCAUUUGCAACCGGACCCCAGCCUGGAGCGCAGCUACAGCCGCCUCUUCUCCGACUCCUGGGGGGUCUACGAGGAAGACCCUCCCUCCGUACCCUCCACAUCCGGCCUCGCUAGAAAACACACCCCUCAAGCCCCACAAGCCCCACAAGCCCCUCAUAUACCCUCUCUUCACCCGUCCGGAAGAACUUUGCUCCAGUCUUCAGCGAGUGGAGUGGAGGACCUCUCUCCCAGCCCCCCACCCAGCACCUCCACCCUGCCCAUCCCGGGUCUGUCUCCUGGGCUCGGGGGGGGCGGAGAAGAGGGGCAAACUUUGAGGCGAGAAAGCCAAGGUCGGCGUAGUAUUCCCGUUCCCCACUCCCUAGUUUCACCUCAGGAAAAUGAGCCUGAGUUAAUAGUUUUGUCCGACUCGAGCGAGGACAUGGAGGUCGUUCUUAUUUCCCGCAGUCCUUCCCCACCGUCCCCUUACCCCGUCCAGACUCACACCUACACCCAGAUUAAACCCAAUGACCCCACCCUGGAGAAUAAACGGAGUGGCAGUUUAGAGUUGAGUCUGGAUGGAGAGCCGGGUCAGAGUCCUUCAGAUCUGUUUGGCUGUUCUCCAGAAGUUUCCUGGCUGAUCCCCUCCACGCCUCUCCAGACAAAGAGGGUCUCCACCAGCAGCUCCACGCAGACUCAAAGCAGCAUGUGCAGGACGCAGCUGUUCCCUAAAGCAGACCCUUCCUCCCUCUCAUCCUUCUCUCCCCCUGCUUUACCUUCUAACGACAGACCGCACACCUCCAACAGUCCAACCAGAGCUUCAUCUCGCGUUAGCCCGACGGAGGCUAACGCGUUAAAACUGGACUUCAGUUCUAGAAGAAGCCGCUCUUCUGAUGCGAGUAAAGACAGAGGAGUGUUUGCAGUUCCCCUGUCCCAACCUAAGCUCUCCAUCUCCUCAAAGCAGGGUACCCCCCCCCACCUCCAGACCUCCAGCCGGCCUUACAGCAGCACUCCCCUGCACACGGAGCUCCACAAAGCCCCCGCCCUCCUGACCACCUCUCCGCUCAGCUGGACGAGUCAGGGAAAGGACAGGGCGCCAUGUGAGAGCCAGGAGAAGAUGGAGCUUGGGAGCUUUCAUCUCUCGCCGCUGUCGGACCCUUCAGAUCCACCCUCAUCUUCCUCUCUCGGAGGCCGUCAGAGACACAGCGAGUCCUCGAGUAACAGCCGGCGCUCUGUUGACAGUCACAGCAAAACAGGGUCUGAGCUGGAGAGGAGGGGGAUGAGACUGGAGGAAGGACAAGGAGAGACGGAGUGCGGAAAUAGAGGCAAUGAAGCAGAAACUGGAGAGGCAGAAGUCGCUGAGUCUAGCUUCAGGCAGAGCAUCAUGGACGAGCCCCCCAUGGCGUUCAACGACUCGUGGGGUCUGGGCGCCUGCGGGGACGAGGACCCCGGCUGCUUCAGUCUGAGGCUGGAGGACAGCGGGGCGUCCAGCCAGGGAAAAGACCCUCCGUCCUCCACCGAGCGGCAGCCUCCCCCCCCCCAGCCUCAGGCCCGCCCCCUCUUCAUCCAAAUCCACUUACCAUCGCGUAAUAAAAGGCGCCGCACCCUGGUACCCAUCACCCCCCUGCCCCACUACUCAGACAUGGACACCCCGGAGCUGAAGACCAAACUCAACAGGUUUGGUGUUCGGCCUCUACCAAAGCGCCAGAUGAUCCUCAAACUGAAGGAGAUCCACCAGUACACGCACCAGCUGGUCAGCUCGGAGGAGGAGGAGGAGGAGGCGGCCCCCUCGGCUCAGACGAAGCCCCCUCCCGCCUCUUCAGCCUCCUGCAGCCAACGAGUGCAGUUCAAAGAGCCCCAAGCGCCCGCUGCUGUCUCCCCUGUGAAAGCCGGCAGAGAGGAGGCGGAGCUUCUGUCGGCCUCCCAGGGCUCCAACACCUCCUCCACCGCCGCCAGUGAGGAGUCUGAGAGGUCCAACCCUGAGCUGUGCCUCUCCUCAGGCUCUGACAGUGACGGCGGCCUCUCUGCCUCCCAGUCAGUGAACCGUCUUCAGGAUCGCCUCCAGGCGGUGCGCUCCUUCAUCCUCUCAGACUCCACCCUCUACAGUCAGAUUCUCCAGUACCAGCCUCUGGUCUUGUCGCAGCUGAAGGAGCGUCUGAAAGCAGCAGGGAUCCGCCUCGCUGCCGCCAAGCUGGUGGACUACCUGGACUCUCAGUGCAUCACCUUCACCACGGCCAAGCCGGGACCCCGCGCAGCCAGCCGCUGGCGGGGCAAGAAAACUGGCACCAGGGCAAAGGCAGCAGGCAGGAAGAAAGCUGUUGCAGCCAACAUUUGAAAAUGUAUGACUGCAAAGACACUUUGAGAGGUGGCUGGUGUUAUUUAAGGGCUUUGAACAUUUGUCUGAAAAUAACUGGCAGAAGAGGCCAUGUUUGUUAUGUGAAAGGUGCCUUUUCU